This is a messenger RNA of Caenorhabditis auriculariae, 3359 nucleotides long. NCBI's taxonomy places the organism in Eukaryota, Metazoa, Nematoda, Chromadorea, Rhabditida, Rhabditidae. The record is from the annotation of a GenBank genome assembly.
AUGGCUCUUCCCGCGAAAUCCCUGGCUUCUGCCGCCGCUAAUGGACUUCGUUUGGUGUCAGUUCGCAACUCGAGCUCGCAGCCGAAGGUAUUUUCAAUACCAUGUUGUACAUGAACCCCAUCAUUUGUGGUUGGUAAUAUAUUUCAAACUCUCGCUUUCUAAUAAGUAGUUUCUUGGCGCGCUUUUUUGAUUAUAUCAACUUGUAUAGCAAAAAAGAAAGCUCAUAAUGCCGCGUUCAAAGCUAAUUUGACGCGCGCAAUGAAACAGUUUUUCUGGUUCAAAGCACGAGCCGAAACGCAGCAGGUUCCCACUGCGUGAUUGGACGGCUCCGCCUUUUUGGCAAAUGUCCAAUAUAAUUUUUUUUAAAAAGACCAUUUACAUUAGUUAAUCUUUUUCAGAAACGCUUGUUCAAGGCUGCCGGUCGUAUUGCGGUGUUUUAGAUAGGUUUUCGGUAAUAAAAAGAAAAACUUGUGUACUUUUGUGACAAAGCCCAUCUUGUUAUCUCUAGAAAUAGGUACUUAACAGAUUGCAAAACAAGUUUUUUUUUUUAUAUUCUUGCUCCUAAACCAAAGAAGCAGUAUUGACCGGCGUCGUAGUUCUGUCUUAAACAUGCGUUUUUUCUUCACUUUUUUUGUGAUUGCUGAACAACUUAAAAGGGCAGAAAUUUGCAGGUCGCUCUCUUGGGUGCCUCUGGAGGAAUCGGUCAACCUCUUGGACUUUUGUUGAAGCAGGAUCCCCUCGUAGCACAUCUCGCAUUGUACGAUGUCGUCAACACUCCUGGCGUUGCUGCUGAUCUUUCGCACAUCGACUCCAAAGCUAAGGUUCCUUCUAACCUUAAUUUUUGUCAAAAACAUUUUAAAACUUUUUUCCAAUAAUAUUUUUCUUUUGUUCUGAAUGUAUAAUUUUUAAGGUCACUGCUCAUACUGGAGCUGCUGAGCUUCACGCCGCUGUAAAGGACGCCGACGUCAUCGUGAUUCCCGCCGGAGUCCCGCGCAAACCAGGAAUGACCCGUGACGACUUGUUCAACACCAACGCCGGCAUUGUCCGCGACCUCGUUGAAACCAUCGCUAAGGCGGCUCCCAAGGUUUUUUUUGUUUAAGUUGGACAAUCAUUUAAAGUUUAAUCAAGAAUCGAACUAAAAAAGCUUCACUGUAAUAGAAUUUGUGUACAAAAAAUUAUCCGAUUUUUUUUAUAAGUGUGCUUUUUUUCUAAUUUUAGUGAAAUUUGGAAACUUCUAUAGGAUGGUAUUUACUUUUGUGGCGUGUUCAUCGGACAAACCUAGAAUUGCUUCGAAACCCCAAAAAUUUGCUCUAAAACAAAAAUUAGGACUUUUUUGGAGCAACUUUGACGCGCCGAUGAACACGAUUUUUUUUGUUUUGAAGCAUGUUCCGUUUCUCUAAUGAGUACGCCAUUAGUUUUGCUCUUUUCGUUGAAUUAACUGAUCCAACAUUUUUUGGAAGAAAAAUAAAUGAAUAAAAACCCUGAUUUCUGAUAAAAUUUGAAUGUUACCCUUUUUUUUUGGAGAAAAUUUUUUUUCGAAUUUUCAUUUGCCGCUAGCUUUCAAUAUUAGUUAGGGCUUUCUCUUAUAAUCACACUUUGAUGAAUAUUUUUCAUCCCAUUGAAUUAUUUUUCUAAAUUCUAAUUUCCACAAAAUACUUGAGUAAUUUCACUCUUCACAGGCUCUGAUCGCUAUCAUCACAAACCCUGUCAACUCAACCGUCCCCAUUGCCGCAGAAGUUUUGAAGAAGAACGGCGUCUACGACAAACGCCGUCUUUUCGGAGUCACCACCCUCGACGUCGUUCGUUCCCAAGCUUUCGUCGCCGAACUCAAGGUUAUUUGUUUUCUAUUUUUAUUCUUAAUUUAUCCGUGAAAAGCUUUUCUCUUUAUUAUUUCAAGUAUCAAAACGAUUUUUGUAGUCUUUUUUGCUCCGACUGCUACGAAUUUGUAGCCUCUACCUGCACCAGUUAGAGAUAAGAAGUUGGAUUGCACUCAGGCUACGUUUAAACUUUGAUCUUUUCAUCACGUUUCCCAAUUUAUUGAGAAAGAAGGACUUUGAGGAGUUUUUUUCUGAAUUUGUCAUCGCAUUUUUUUUUCCUUUUUCUUUUUUUUGGAAAACUGGUUCCCUCUAUGAUUUUCCUGUUGUUUGUUUUCGGGUUUGAGUGAUCCUUUUCGAUUUUUGAUUCUAGUGUUGUGGAGCGAACUCUUAGUAAAAGGCCUAACUAAAAAAUUUGCCUAAAAUCUUCAAAUUUCUAAAAAUAUUCCUUGAAAUUUUCAUAAACAUGAAAAGACUCGUGCAAAGAAUUGUAUGCUCUUACUAAAACUAUUUUUGGAAGUAUUUCUUGAUUCAUUUUUCUUAGUUGAAGAUGCUAACAGCAUAAACACUUUGUGACUUUUUCCGGGUCAACUGCAUGUUCAGAACAAAAUAAGGUGGUUGGCAUUUGAACGUAGUGAGCGAGGAAUAGUGAAGAAUGAGAGAGUGCGAUACGAUCAGAUAGAAACCAGAUAGACGUUUGUUCCUCUCAGGAAACAUUUUUCAGGGUCUUUUCAUUUUACCCUCAAAGAAAAAAAGAUCGACUGCGGCGUGCUCAGAACGCAUUUCUAAAAUCUUUUUUUUUACUCGAAGAGGGUUCAUGUGAUCGAAUUGAGGGACACGAUGCUACUAAGACGGUUGUUCCUGUUGUUGGCGGACAUGCCGGUAUCACCAUCAUUCCUCUUCUAUCCCAGGUUUUCUUUCUAAUUUCAAUAGUUUUGAAAAUUAGCAUCGUGUAGACCAAGCCGUCGACAAAAUUCUCCGAUGAGGAAAUCGCCAAGUUGACUCCCAGAAUUCAAGACGCUGGAACUGAAGUCGUCAACGCCAAGGCUGGAGCUGUGAGCUGAUAAAGUUUUUUUUUUCAUAAAUGAAAUGUAAUAUAGGGAUCUGCCACUCUGUCGAUGGCUCUCGCUGGCGCUCGUUUUGCCAACGCUCUUGUUCGUGGAAUAAAGGUGCAUAGAGCAUCAUAUAAUUGAUAUCCUCUCCAAAUCUUCAUUCCAGGGAGAUAAGAACGUACAGUGUGCCUACGUUGAGUCGGACGCUGUCAAGGGAGUUCAGUACUUCUCGACUCCCGUUGAGCUCGGACCCAACGGAGUUGAGAAGAUCCUCGGCGUUGGAAAAAGUACUUUUUUAUUUCAAUAGUUUUGAAGGAUUUUUUUCGAGUAUUGUUUUUUUACUUUGAAAAUGUCGAACUCGAUAUUUUUGUGCUUUCAUUUAAUAAUUGAAUAUUUGCAGGUGACCAGUUAUGAGCAGAAGUUGAUUGACGCUUCCGUUGCCGAGCUCAACAAGAACAUUGAGAAGGGCGUCGCUUUCGUCAAGGGGAAAUAA